Diorhabda sublineata is the source of this 18971-nucleotide messenger RNA. It is a transcript of the gene brp, whose product is annotated as myosin-10. Gene Ontology annotation, biological process: maintenance of presynaptic active zone structure; neuromuscular synaptic transmission; regulation of synaptic plasticity. The transcript is spliced from 25 exons. Gene Ontology annotation, molecular function: structural constituent of presynaptic active zone. Gene Ontology annotation, cellular component: cytoskeleton of presynaptic active zone. The coding region runs from base 117 to 6509 and encodes 2130 amino acids. Lineage: Eukaryota; Metazoa; Arthropoda; Insecta; Coleoptera; Chrysomelidae. The record is from RefSeq and is a predicted model, not a curated record.
UAGAGUGGCCGAAAGAGGCGCGGAUCGACUAGAGAUCGCGAACGUGAGAAAACUUCCAACCCCUGUGAGAGAGUCAGUGUGAGACAAUGUCCUGAAAUGCUGUAAAAUGUCAUGAAAUGUCCCGGGACGCGUAUGUCGGGGGCACCCGGUCUCCGCGAGGCGUGAGACUACCCACUGUGGACCGUUCCCCCAGCCGGGGAGCUUACCCCGGUGGCAGUCCCCUAGGUCGGAAACCGUUGAGGCAGACGAGAUCGGGAAAUAAUUCUCCGGAGCACGGUUACGGAUACCAUCACUCUUCGCCGUAUUAUAGAGACGAGGAUUUAGGUAGUCCUAUGUUAGAGGAGAGAGGUAGGCCUAUGACUGUUGGUCCUGGACAUCAUCGCUCAAGAAGUGCUACGAGACCAUCCAAUCCAAUGUCUGUGCGAUACCAAUCAUUAGAUAGGGGACCCACAAUGGACCACGAGCGAGAAUUUUUGCCUAUUAGAGAUAGACGGGAUAGAUCUCUAGAUAGAGGGUUAUACUUCGACGAUGAACCCUAUACCUCAAGAUCCGCCCGUCAGUCACCCACCUCCCAUCAGCCUUUUAUAGGAGAACUUCAGCAUCAAAAUUCUGACCUUCAACGAGACCUCGCAAACUUAAAAAAAGAAUUGGAAUUAACCAACCAAAAAUUAGGAUCAUCUAUGCAUUCCAUUAAAACGUUUUGGAGUCCUGAAUUGAAGAAAGAGAGAGCAUUAAGGAAAGAGGAAUCUGCCAAGUACAGCCUAAUCAACGACCAGCUCAAAUUACUAAGUAGCGAGAAUCAGAAACAAGCUAUGCUAGUACGUCAAUUAGAAGAAGAAUUGCGAAUGCGGAUGAGAGGACCAAGCAUCGAAAUCCAGCAGCAAAUGGAGGCUCUAUUCCAAGAAAACGAACAUUUAACUAGGGAAAUAGCAAUAUUACGCGAUACUAUCAAAGAACUAGAGCUCCGGAUAGAGACACAAAAACAAACGCUGCAGGCACGAGAUGAAAGUAUAAAAAAAUUGUUGGAGAUGCUCCAGAACAAAGGCAUGGGUAAAGAGGAAGAGAGACAGAUGUUCCAACAAAUGCAAGCUAUGGCUCAAAAGCAGCUGGACGAGUUCCGCGUCGAGAUUCAACGCAGAGACCAGGAGAUCCUCGCCAUGGGCGCCAAGAUGAAGACGCUAGAGGAACAACACCAAGACUACCAAAGGCACAUUGCGGUGCUCAAAGAAUCGCUGUGUGCUAAAGAAGAACAUUACAAUAUGCUACAGACCGACGUCGAAGAACUAAGGCAGCGAUUAGAAGAAAAGAACAGGUACGCGGAGAAGAAGGCACAGCAGUUUCAACAGGAGAGAGCCAGAGCAGCAGCCGAAAUGGCCGAGAUGAGGGAGCAUAUGGACAUCAAGGAUAGGAAGAUCAAUGUUCUACAAAGAAAAGUUGAAAAUCUGGAAGAUCUUCUUAAAGAAAAAGACAAUCAAGUAGAUAUGGCGAGAGCUCGUUUGUCUGCUAUGCAAGCUCAUCAUUGCUCCUCCGAAGGUGCUUUAUCUUCAUUGGAAGAAGCAAUCGGAGAUAAAGAAAAGCAGAUGAAUCAAUUGAGGGAACAAAGAGAUCGCGCAGAACAAGAAAAACAUGAAGAACGUGAACUGCACGAACGAGAAAUAGCAGAGUACAAGAUGAAACUACACGCACUUAAUAGUGAAGUUGAGAAACUUACAGCUAGAUUAGAAAGAGCACAAAAUGACAGAGAUCGCUUGGAAGCGAAGUUGGAAAGUUCUCAAUCAGAGUUGGGUAAAUCCAAGGCCGAGCUGGACAAAGCCGCCGUCGAGGUUGGAAGAAGUGGAGCAGACUGGGAGGCGGCAAGACAACGAUUAACCCGAUUGGAAUUAGAUAACGAACGUCUCAGAGGCGACCUCGAAAGAGCUCAGAGCACCACCGCAAGUAGUUCAUUUGGCAGAGUCACUUUCAGUAGCUCGCAUGAAUUAGAUAGAAUGCAAGAAAGAGCUGACAAAACAUCAUCUGAGCUUAGAAGAUGUCAAGCUGAAUUGAGAGUGACACAAGCAGAUAGCGAAAGAGCACGCCAAGAGGCUACAGCUUUACAAGAGAAACUUGAAAAGUCUCAGGGGGAAGUUUAUCGCCUCAAGGCCCGACUAGAAAAUUCUCACCAAGAGCAAGAGAGUCUUCGGGAGGAACUAGAGAGAGCACAAUCCACCACAGCGAAACUCCAUUCCGACAAGGACCGAGCAUAUGGAGAGUUGGAGAAAGCACGAGAAGAAUUGGAGCGUACGUCGGCGACCUUGGGAAAGGCUCAACUACAACAAGACAAACUUCAGAACGCCCUAGACAAAGCACAGACAGAAGUAGACAAACUACAAGAAAAACUAGACAAGUCACUUGGAGAGACCAGAAAGAUACAACUGGAGAAAGAAAAAGUUUCAUACGAUUUAGAGAAUAUCCAGUCGCAAUUGGACAAGGCUCUCGCCCAGUCUGCUCGUCUACAGAAAGAAAAAGAAUCAGCUCAAGCAGAGUCAGAUCGGCUGAGAGAUAAAAUAGAAAAAACCCAAAAUGCUAUAUCUAGAAUUCAGAAGGAGAGAGAUUGCUAUCAGGAUGAAUGCGAUAAAUUGAAAGAAAGAGUAGAAAUGCAAUUGACACAAAUAGCAAAGGUACAAAGAGAAAGAACAGAUAUAGAAACGGAACUUGACGUACUCAAAGACAGAUGGGAGAAGGCCCAUUCUUCACAACAAAAAUUACAAAUUGAAAGAGAUGAUGCUCUUUCAGAAAUAGAUUUACUCAAAGAAAAAUUAGAUAAAGCAAUAUAUGCAUCUCAAAAAGCAAUGGACGAACGUGAAAAUAUGCACAAAGAAUUCGAUAAAUUAUUAGAAAAAUACGAAAGAUCCCAAAGCGACUUAUACAGAGUACAGAAUAAACUUGAUACAGUAUCAGCAGAAAAAGAACGUUUCGAACUAGAAGUAGAAAAACAACAAAUACUUGUAGCUAAAAUGCGAGACGAACAACGAAAACUUCAGGAUGAAAUGCAGAGAACACAAGAAAUGUACGAUAGAGUAGCGAUGCAAUUAGGAAGAUCGAAAGAAUUGGAAGAAAAGUCCAAAGAAGAAUUGGAAAGAUUAAAUAUUGAUAUCGAAAUGGUAAGAGAUAGAUACGAAAAAGCCCAAAUUGAAAUUAGACGAGUCCAAAGCGAAAAAGAAAAAUUACACGCCGAUAAUGAAAGAUUGCAAUACGAGGUUGAAAGAACUCAUGGACAACUUGCAAAAGUUCAGACGAGUUACGAAAAAUGUCAAGAAGAAUCAGCCCGAUUGCAAGUUGAAGUAGAAAAAGCACGUGAUAAACAUGACAAAUUACAAGUUGAAUUCAGAAAAAUAAUUGCUGAGUAUGAUGCCUUACGUGAAUCAACUGCACCAGGAAGAGAACGGUAUUCGAAAUACGAUAGAGAAGAAAGAUCGAGGGAUGAUAGCGAUCGUUUACGUGCCGAGAUCGACAGGUUAAGAGAACGAUUAGACAAAACACUAGGAGAGUUGGAUAGAUCCAGAAAGGAAAUAGCACAUCUAGAGAGUACGAGAGGCAAGUUCACUUAUGAACAAGAAAAAGAAAGAGGUGCGGAAAUAGAGCGUCUCAAAGAAGAUCUCUCAAGGACACUAAACACGAAUCAACAAUUAGAAACGAAAUUACAUGAAGUUAGUAUACAACUAGAUCUAGCUAGACAAGAAAUUUCCAAAGUAUCAGGUGGACAAGACAAGCAACGUCUCGAAUUGGAGCGAGCAGUAAUAGAAUGCGAAAAAUUACGAGACAGAUACGAAAAACUCAAAACUCAAUCGGAAAAAUUAGAGAAAGAUAACGAAAAAUUAAGAAUGGAAGUGGCACAGGCAGAUAGACGUCAAACUCUAGCCGCAGACAAAGUUCGAAAUGAUGAACGAUUAGAAAUUGAAAAAUUGAAGGAGAAAUUAGAGAAAGCUAUCCAAGCUCGAGACGCUACCGAGCUAGAAGCUGGUAGAUUAGCUCAAGAACUUGAAAAAUCGCAACAGCACUUAGCUAACGCCUUACAGACCAACGAGGCUACUAAGAUUGAAUUCGAAAGGAUGGCAACUGAGCUUGCACGAAUGCACGAGCGUAUAGAAAGAGAUAAACUCGAUUGGAAGACUAUGGAACAGGAAAGGGAUGUUUUGCGAGCAGAACUACAACAAAUAAGAACUGGAUUGGAUUCCCAACGAAGGACAAUCGAUCAUAGGUCUCAAGAAACUAUAGUAAAACUGCAACAAGAAUUAGCACAAGUAUCAAGAGAAAGAGAAAAAAUGGCAGCAAUGCUCGACAAACAAGGCAGACAGGGAGAAUCUAUAGAGAAACAGAUAGUUAAAUACGAAGCAGACAUAAAACAACUAACUAUGGAAAGAGACCAACUGGUAAUGCAACUGGAAAAAUCGCAGGAUAUGUUAAUGAACUUCCAACAAGAAUUAAACCAAAGUGAAGCAGAAUUAGAAAAACAAAAAGCAGAAGUUGCAAGACUCAAGGCGGAGCAAAAGAAAAUGACUCAAGAUGUAGAAAGGGGAACCAAAGAUGUAAUAGAAAACAGAGAUAGAGAAAUAGCCAAGUUGCAACAACAAUUACAAGCAGUACAGAAAGAAAGAGAUACUCACAGACAAAGAGCAGAUAAGGCGGAAAAACUUCUUCACGAAUCGGGAGCCAGGGGAGAUUCCGAAUUGGAACAAUGGAGGAAAGUCGUACAGCAAGAAACGGAUAGAGCAGAUCAAGCCGAAAAAACAGCUCAGGAUCUACAAAAACGUAUCCAAGUUAUGGAGAAACAGUUACAGCAACAAUUACAACAGAUGGCGCAGUAUCAGAAAGAACGAGGAAUACAACCACCACAACAAGAUGACAAGGAGUUAGCUCGAUUACGAAGAGAAUUGGAGAAAGCGCAUAACGAAGUGAAGAAUUCUACAACAGAGAAGGAAAGGUUACAAUCGCAGCUUGAGAUGUUGGUACAGGAACUUGAAAGAAAUCAGCUGGAGCUUCAAGAAGCUCAUAAAAGAGCUACAGAUGUAAGGACCCAUAAACCCAUUGAGGACCAUACCGCAGAAAAGAAACAAAUGGCGGAAGAAAGAAAGGUGAUUGAGGAAGCGAAGAAACAAUUCGAGGAGCAACGAAGAAUAAUAGAAAAUAAGAGCAGACAAGUUGAAGAAAAAGAAAGAGCUUUAGCCGAAUUAGAUAAGCAAUUACAAAAACAAAAGCAGCAAUUGGACCAAUUACAAAAUUCCCUACAGAGAGCUGGAGGAAACGCUGCGGCAGUAGGUGAAUUGAAUAAGAAAUUAUCUGAAGCAGAAAAGAAAAUGGAACAAGCGCAAGAAGAAGCUAAACGAUCAGCAACCGAAAUGGAAAGAUUGCUUCAACUGGUUCAGAUGAGUCAGGAAGAACAAAAUGCGAAAGAGAAGCAGAUUUCCGAUCUUCAGCAGGCUCUCAAAAAUGCACAGGCAAAAUUGAAACAACAGCAACAACAGGCACAACAAGAGGAACAUGAAAACAGUAUCAGAGAUGUCAAUAUAGGCAGUAAUUUCAAGCAAAUGGUGUCUACACUCAAAACUCUGCAACAGAGCAAACUGGAAAACGGCGAAGAUUAUUUCAAACAACUCGAGCUUGCUCUUAAAUCUUACGAAGCUGCUCUUGAAGAAAGUGAAGCGUCAAGAAAAAAGUUGGAAACAACUUUGAAAGAACUCACUGAAUCUAAAGAGCAAACGAACGAAGUGGACGAAAAUUAUAUCAAACAAUUGGAAUCUACACUACGAUCUUACAAAGUUUCUUUGGAAGAAACGAAAUACGAAAAACAAGUUCUGGAAAGUACUUUGAAGGAAAAAGAAAAUUACAUAAGUGAACUUGAACAUAAUCUCAAAAAUAGAGAGAAUAAAGAAUUAUUAUUAUCGUCGUUCGAAAAACAAAAACGAACUAUUGAGGACCAUGAUAACGAAAAAGGCGGUGAUGCGUUGGUCGAAAAAGAUGCAAGAAUAAAAGAACUCGAGUGUGCUCUUAGAGAGAGUAUUAAGAUUUCGACUGAAAGGGAAAUGGUCCUUAUUCAAGAAGAAAAGAAAAGGCAGCAAAUUAUACAAAAAGUAUACAAGCUAGAACAAAGGCUACUAUCUUUACAGUCAGCACAAGCAUUGAGGUGUCAUUCUUGUAAACCCUAUGUAUCAAGAAUGACAACUUUAGAAACAAAACUUGCUGAACUAAUAAGUGUAAGGAAAAAGAACUUGCAGGAAUUAGCUCAUAUGAAACGUGAAGCUUUAGAAGCUGCAAUAAGCGAAAAAGACGCACAUCUUGCUCUAUUAGAAAUAUCUGGAAUAAGAAGUGCCCAUCAAGCUGAAGAGGUAGAUCGUCUUCACUUAGACAAACGUCGAUUGCUCGAAAAAUUAAAAGAGGAGGUUGAAUUAAGUGUUUCAAUAGACGAAGAUUUUAACGAAGAUUAUGAGCUUCCUGUAUCUUUAAUUUCAACUGAAGAAAUCGACCAAACAUAAUCCAAAUGACGUAACAUACUUCCAGUGAUCUCAGCAAUAAGAAAAACUUGCCAGUCGGGCAAAACCUUUUAAAAAAUAGAAAUCGAGAAGCGAUGUCGAUUUUUUUUUUUAAAAAAAAAGCACUGCCUUUUUGAAACAUAGAUAAAAGUUAUAAAAAUACGAACUUUUAAUGUGUAUGUGCUAGUUCUAAUGUUGUUAACUAAUUGUUUUCUUGUCAAAUUUAGAUAAUGACAAUAAUUAUGGAAUGGGGCAUAAUUGUUAAAUAAAUAUCUAUAUAGGUUGUGUUAUAUCUUAAAUCACUUUAAAUGUACUGUUCUUCAUAAUUACAUACCACCCAUAACCAAAUCUUUUAGUUAGAGAUAAUGAACAACUGCUUCGUAUCUCUUUUUCAUUUCAACUUUCUCCUAGUAUGAUACUCUAAUAUUUUUAAUUAUUUGGAAUUUUGUUCAAUCAAUUUUUUGUUACUUCCUUUUUAUCAACUCUGCAAGAAAAUAUUGUUGAAUAGUUAUAUCGUACAGUAAUUACUUUAACAGUAAGAAAUCUUUAUUCACGUGACUAGAUUUCACUUAUAUUGGUAUGUCAAGUUGUAAAUUGUGAAGUUGUUAAUUAUGAAGAAUAGAUUUGCAUACGCUGAUUCCUCGUAUACUUAAAAAAAGUCAUUGAAACGAGCCUGUUAGUAAUAUAAUCACGUAAAAUGUGUUUAUUAGGAUUCUUGUAUAAAUUCCUAAACUUUUACAAACGUUCAUCUUGAUACGACAAUUUGUCUCUUCUCCAAAGGGCCCAAUUUGAUUAGUUUUCAGAUCUUAAAUUAGUGAAAAUUCCUAAUUUAUUGAACACGAUGAAGGAACAUUGACAAAAUAUAGUUAUUUAAGCAUAACUGUUUUUAUAACUUCAAUAGAAAUUUUAUCUAAAACAACUCUUCUUAUAAAUAUUCCAGCAGCAAACGACAGUGUGUCUCAUUGUAAACGACGCCACCUCAAUAUUAGUUCCAUACAUUGUCGGUUUGAAAAAAUUAUUCCUGAUUCAAUACCUCUCUCGGUAGAGGUAUUGAAUCAAUCAUAAUGGAUUAAGAAAUCUUAAUUUUCAUAUAUGAGUUAGUAACAUAGAAUGAAACAGGAUCCAUCCAAAAGUCAUACAGACUAAAAACAGAGAAAGCAGUCAGAUAGGGAAAUAGGUGAAUCAAAUAUAACAAAAAAACUUCUCGUGAACCAAUUUACUAGAUUAAUGAUAAAAAGUUUUUCCUCUGCUGGGUAGCUGCUGAAAAUAGGACGAGGGCAAAGGAUUCCGAAGAGACAGAAACAGUGCUACUACUUAUGGAAUUGCUAAAGGAUGCUGUUGACACAGGAAUCAGUGCCAAAGAUCAGGACAAUGAAAAAUCAGAAACGGUGACAAAACGACGUUAAUUGAUGCUACACACACAGUAGAUUGCCUCAAAAAACAGCGGAAUUAGAAAGAGAAAAAGUAGAACUUUAUUCUUGGAGGGAAACUCUUGAAAAUAAGCUGUGAAAUAUGUGAGAAUGGUUAGCUGUUUAAUCAUGUUUUCAAAUUGUGAAACAUAUAGGGUACCGAACCUUGUGAACCACGAGGAUACAGGAUUGAGGAAGGAAUACUAUAAGGAGAAUACUAUAAGAGCUGUUCAUCGAAUGACCAGAUAUGUUUGUUAAAGUGUUUACAACGCUCAAAGCCGCUGCGUGAUUCAUACAUUUCUAUAAGUGAAAAUUAGCGAUUGUUGGGAAGAAAAUAACGGUUUCUAUUGAAAAUUACAUAUUUUCCUUCAAAUUUAGUUAUUUUCCUAGCACCCAACAAUAGUAGUCUCUCAGACUCCAUCUUUCAGAUGGUGUACUCAAAGUUACCUCCUUCCGGUAAAGGGUUAAAUUAUUUUAUAUUUUUACUUUGUAUAAUGAACUUUUAAGUACAAUAUUAUAGAAAAAGUAUAUUGCCAAAUUUUUAAUUAAAAUCCUUUAUCAAUAUGUUUCGUUUUCAAUGGAACCAGUUUGCAAGAUUCUAAACAAAUUUAUCAACAAUAUUUUUUAAAUUUCUCUCAUGUUAUUGUUAAAAACCUAAUCAAUUUACCGUGAAGGAAACUAGCAUACCUAAAGGUAAAGACUAACUUUUUUUUUAAACAAUAAUACAUGCUAGUGUCGUAUAGAGUGAUAUGCACUCUAUUUAAUAAAAGCUGAAUCAUAUAAAUUUUAGUAUCGAUUGGGUUAAGUUGAUAAAUAUUAUGCUUGUUUGAAAAUAUUAAUAAAAUGUUCACUUAAAUUUCAAAAUAAUUAGCAAAAAAGACAUUCCUUGAUAGGUACACACGCAUGUUAUUAAUUAUGUUGCUUACUAAAUAAAGUAUUAUGGUUUGUUAAUUGAAUGCAAUUGAUUAUGGUCUUAUCCUUUCCUAACAACAAAUAUUUAUCAUCAUAAAAGCACCUGAGACUUGCACAGAAAGUGUCAUAACCCGCUAAUGAUUACCCAUGUGAUCGAACAGUUUGAAUAAAUUUCUUUGGACUAGGCAGUAGACAUUAAAACAACUUUGAACACAUUAGAAAUGUUAGCAAGGAUACAAUCAGAGCAAACUAAACGUCUGGAUUCAUCAUUUGAUAAAGUUCAAGUUUGAAUUCUGUAUCAUUUGAUCAAAUUCUAUUGUGUACACUAAAAGAAAGAUACAUUCAUUGAUUGAAAUAAGUAUACUAGAUUUAAGUUGCUUACUAAAUACAGUAUUUUGGUUUAUUGAUUCACUGCAAAUGAACAAUCGAUUAUGGUCUUUUCAUUUACUAAAUUUUCGAUUAAGAUCUAAGGAAGUAAUUCCUAGUUGCGGAUUCACCCAGUAGUGUUGCGUUCCUUUUUGGACAAACCUGGAGGGUCACUCCACCUUGAUGAUGCCACAAUCUGAGAACUUAUCAGCUAAACCAAGUCGGCCGUUUUCUACCCAUGAUUCCUGACUGAAGGUGAUGAUUUAUUCGUUAUAGAUUACCUCAAUACAAUAUUCUUUCUUCAGUUCUUCAGUUUUUAAUUUUCUUAUAGAUUUACUAUACAAUCCAUUAAUACUCGUAGUCUUGCUCUUUCAUCCUGGAAUCUCAUACAGUGGAACGCAGUAAGUUCUCCGUCGUCUCUUUCAUACCUACAAUAUUGCAUAUGCGUUUCAAGUAUACUCCUAAUUCCCAGUGGCCUGUGAGGAACUAACUAAUAUUGUAACCUGUCCUUCCAAAGCUACAGUUUCUCUUCACACUUGCCAAAUUUUCUUCCAUUCAUUUUUUAUCACCAUUCUUAUCGCUUUUCGCACUUCGGAAAGGUGUCCCUACAUGUUUUUAUACAGCAGCUUUAUUUCUUCGAUCAGCAUUUUCCUUUGCACACUCACCAUUCUCUGUUCCUCUUUAUCUCUCCAAUCUCAUCACUCCUUACCAUGCAGGCGCCCCAUAAAACAGAUUCGAGUGAACAACGCUUAACAAUAUCUGUCUUUUUCCUCUGCUGUUAACCUAGUCUAACAUAACCUAACCUAACCAAUUUAUGAUAAUCCGAUUAACGUCGGCAAGCGUGGUUUAGCUUAGAUUAGGUUAGGUUGGGUUAGGUUAGGCUAAGUUAGUUUAGGUUAGGUAGUGGCUAAUAUUUUAUUUCAAUAGUAAUUCAUAUAAUUCUUGUAGCAACUCUCCCAAAAUAGCUACAGAAGAUUUUGGCAAAUAUUAAACGAUCAGAACGCGUUUUGGCUUUUUUAUAACUGCCACACGAUGCGUUGUGCAUGUUCUGAAAGAUCCACAACGAGUGAUACUGCUUGAAACGGUCUUGAGACAUAACACAUACACCUCUGGGUUGUUCAUAAAUUAUUUUAUUUGUUAUAUGUUGUCAAAAUAAGCUUGUUUUAUUUUCUUCAUAACCAUAACCUUUUGUAUGUUACUAUGUUUAAAUACAAAAUCAUGUCUUUUUCUCGUUGUAUGUCAAAAGGAACAAAUCAUUAAUUAAGUAUUGACAGUCAGUGUAUUCUAAUAACCUUUAUCAUCUAUUAACCCAGUACAAAAUAUCGCAUAGACAAAUUGUUUUAUCAAGAGCGCACAUCGUAUUUUCUCUAUUUAAGAUUUAUCGUUUUUUCCACAAUCGUAUUAUCACAUUUAAAACAUAAGCGGCUAUCAUUUUUGUAACUUAAUAUGGUUAGCAAUUGUAACAUAACAGUAUAAUUAAGGGCCGCAAACAUUGUAAUAUUUAUUAUUGCGUAGGUAUGUUGUGUGAAUAUUCUAUUAUACAGGAUGAGAUUAAUUAAAUGUUACCGAAUUUAGAUCUUACCAAUUCAUAAAAUAUAAAUUUUGUAUUUAUAUAAAAGACAAACAUAAGUUGCAACUACAGUCCCUUUCUUUACUAUUGAUAUCAUUAACAAAAUUAAUGUUAUGCCCAAUAGUUCAUUGAUCAUUUUCUUUAUCCUUUGUUUUUAUAGCAAGUCGCAAAAUUUUGGAAACAUUUAAUUGCAUUCAUCCCUUUAGCCAGGCGCAACUUUUAACGUACAGUACUAAAAAAAUAUCAUGCACACUUGAAGAAAAAACAUUCCACAAACUAUUUCAUAUCAAUCGUAUGAGUUGCACCUGGAUUUAAAAUUAACGCCUAUUUUGUAAAAAGCCCAUAAUUAAGAUUAAAUUUAAUAUAAAAGAUUUCUAUUCAUAUGAAUGUAGGAUGUUUUAUAGAUAAUGUGAACAUAUUGGAAUACAAAAUUUCAAUUAUAAACCGACACCUUUUAAAUAACUUCAAAAUUUAUAAAACUAUGAUCACACUUUUGACUUUAAUUAUAUAUAUUUUUUAAAUUAUUCAUCAGAUCAAAAAAUAUGCUAUUUGGAAGAAAAAAAUAUCCUUUGAUGUGAGUAUGAAUUUAUGAAAACUUUUUUCGACUUCCUGUGUUUAACAUAUUUAUUAAUUAUAAGCAUAACUACGGUUAUUGACAGUUGACAAUACUCUCUUUCUUUUUAUCUUAUCACAUAAAUGUUUUAUCCGAUUUAGGUCGGGACUGACCACUCCAUAACCUGAAUACCGACUUCUGCAAUAUAAUCUUGCACAAUUCUGGUGGUGUGCGGCUUUGAAUUGUCAUGUAUAAGGUUAAGUCAGUCGGCGUAAGGUAAUUAAUAAAAUCUUCUCUGUUAACACGUUCGCCCUUACGAAUGAAUACAGGAUCGGUUCGUGCAUAGAAAUUGCACCCCAGAUUCUUCAAAGCAGCAAUCUGCAAAUCACUUUCUUGGUACACUUUCCUUUUUUGGUCGCUAUCAUGGAGGCAUAUUCUGGUCACAUCUAACUAAUGACUAUUAGUCACUCCUUGUCGUUGCACUUGAACUGCAUUGAGGUGACGAGUGACGCCUUCUGUCUAAUCCAUGUCGCCUGUGGAAGGAUCCAGUCUCCUCAUAACCUUGGAACACUCUUCGAACCGCUACGCGGGUCAUAUCCAAUUAUAUAGGAACAGCUCGCUGACUUAAGUUCAUUUUCAAUUGAGGCAAUAAAUUGGGCGGCUUUUUGUGAUGGAGUAUGCACUAAACUAACAUACUUAAAUACAAUUGAGGUUAUAAAAAUAUGCAAAUUUGUAAUGCAAACGCAAUAAUUUUAAUACAUGACAAAUUUGUUAUUUUCGUUACAAUCACCACAUAAACACGUUACAUUUGUUAACCGUUUGCUAUGCAUAUAAUCGAUAAGCCUUGCUGAUAAAUUUAUGCUCCCUUUGAAGCAGAUUAAAUUUUGUUUCAUAUAGCUUAUUUCUUUUUUUGAGUUAGUUACAAUCAAAAGUUUACAGUGGGUCUAUGCACUGAAGUUAAGAAUAUUCUGUGUUGAUAUGUUUAAUAUGAGUUUCAUAAUUUCUUCUCUAUUUAUAUAUAAUUAAUAAGACUUGUUUUUAUUCCAAAUUCAUCUCAGAGGAGGUAGCUACUCACAUAAGGAACAUUAGUUUUCAACGGAGCUUCACAAAAAAUUUCCUAAAAUUUCCGUUUUUAUUAAAUAUAAGUCAUUUUACACUUAGUAUGUUUGAGUUACAACUAAUUUGUAUAAUACAUAUUUCUGAAUACUUUUUAUUAUAUUAAAAACUUCACCACUCAGUAUUUCUGGAACCAUUGAUGAAACACAGUGCUUACUACAUCUCCAUUAACACUCACAAGACUAGAACACUUAGUAAUAGUAAGCAGUGAGUUUUUUGAACUUCAAUAUGUUUUGUUAGUUAUCGAACAUCCUAUAUAGGUACAUCAAAGAUGUUUAACCAAUUGGACGAUUUCCAAAUGCCUUGUAUAUCAAUUUAUUUAUUCAUUAUUCAUAUCAUAGGCCGAGCGACACUGCCAUCUCGUGCCAUUAUCAUAAGAGUAUAUGAGCGUUGUUGAGUUCAAUCAGCCUUUUGCUCCAAGGUCAAGCAAAAAUCACAGAAUAUAUUUGUUCAUUCCUACACAUUAGUAUCUCUAGUAAGGUCGAAUUUUCAAAAAACUAACAUCAUAACAUGUUCCACAGAGUACAAUGUGAUUCGAAAAUAUAGCAAAUUAAAAAUGAAAUUAGUAAGCUGAAUACAUGAAAACGACAUUGGCGAAGAGAUCCGAAUUAUCUAUAAUAAAAUUUAUAUAAUUAUUCAAAACAUUUUGUACAUCAUUUCUAUGCUUGAUAUUUGAUGUAUUAUUCCAAAUACCUCAUCAAUGAUUAAGCCCCCUUAUGGAGUCGUCGCGAUGUAGUGGAGUUUACCUCGUAAUCAAAUCGGUCCAGGUUCAAACGUACAGAAUCCAAUGGUAAACCAAAGACAGUAUAUUAUAGGGUCUAAUAAAGGCUCUCAACCUUGAAGCUCGAAUCCACGUUAAAAUUUUAGGUCCUUUCUAUAUGUGGCAAAACACAACUCACACAUAGGACUUAGUCUCUAUUAAAGACUAUACAUAAAAAGAAGAAUUUAUUAAACCAAUGAAUGAUGCAGAAAUGAAAAAAAAUUAUUUAUUUAUUAUUAUUUAAAAUAUCACAUGUAUCUCAUAAUAAUUAUUUUUACAUCGUGAUAUAGUAGUUUCGUGGUGUUCCAGAGCUCCGUAACAUGUCUGUCACUCCUAGGGGUGUGCCGACGAGGAGCGGCCGCAUCCGGACCCAUCUCUAAACCCAAAAAAUAUAAUAAUGUUCUAUAAAAAAAUCAAAUAAUUCAUAUCUUCUAAGAUAUAAAUUCUAAUCAUAUAAAUAGUUUUCAGCUCAAGAAUUCCGUAGAAAAUUUACUUUUGUUAAGCUGCAGGUAGCACCUUCUGAAAAGCCGAAACGGCACCAUUUAAAAACAUUAUUUCGCCCCGAAAGCAAAUUUAUGGGUACGUCACUUUCUCUACUUCCGUUAUUUCUCUUUGUAGGUACUGAGAAGUUGUUUAUUAGAAACAAGUAGGAGAAAAUCCAACGCAUGUAAAUGACAUAAUAAAUAAUCAAAAAAUUUUCUCGAACCUGCCAUUGAUCCAGAUAAUUGAGAAGAAUCUCUGCCCCAAAGGAAUUUCAGCGAACUUUCUAAAAUUUGAUUUCCCUGUACUGAUAAUAAUGACAACAACGUUUGAUAUUCUGGUAUCAUCUAAAUAAGAGUAUCAAUUAUUUUCUGUGAUUUUUUCUUAAAAGGCUUCUUUGGUGUCCAUUAUAUGGUUGGAUUAUGAUCGUUAAGAAGUAGAUGUAGUAGAAGGAGAUUUGGAUUUUUACUCUAUGUAUUUAUUUCAGAAAAUAGACCGGGCGAAAAAAGAAUAUUUUGCGAAAUUCAAACUACUUUUAUAACAACUUAUCCACACAUCACUGGUUGUAUUAGUAAGGAUCUUCUAGAUUUAUUAGUAAAGAUAAUAUAGAAAAUAAUACAUUUUAACUCUUGUUAUAUAAUUACAGGGUGCUUCUAAAUUCAUGCGACAAAAUUCAGGGGGUGAUUGCUUGUUUCAAAUUAAGAUGGGUCUUUUCUAUAACAAAAUUUCCUCAGCCCAACCCUUUCUGGAAUAUCACACUUAAAAAGUGGUGACUAGAAUUGAGUUUUUAUUUCUUUUUCUAAAAUUUCAAGCUAGAAACUUUAAAUUCUGUAAUUUUCGUGCACUCGCAAAAAACUAACUAUUUUUAUACACGGAAUUAGCAAACCUUAAUUUAAGCAUUUAUUAUGAAUCAUAUAACAUUUUUCAUCUUCAUUGUUUUCCAUUCAAUUUAUUAAGAAAAUUAUUAAUCAUGGAGUUUAUUUUUUUGUUCCCUGCAGCUAUUGGUUUUGGGAAAAAAGUUUAACAAUACAAAAUAUUUUAAUUAAAACAAGGAUUUCAUGUUAUAAUUUCAUUUCAUAAAACUUAAUCUUGAUGAAAAGUUAUAUGCAAUAAAGUAAGGAUUGCUAAUUUCACCCCCGUAUAAUGUUACAGGAAUAUUGAAAACAUAUCCCGGAAAGAGGUGGGCUUAGGAAAUUUUGUUAUAGGGAAGUCCCAUUUUAAUAUCAUACGAGCAAUAACCUCCUGAAUUUUGUCGCAACUAUUUGAAUUGAUGUUAUAAAAUUUGGAUGCUUAUGAUCAUAACAACUGAUUAAUUAUAUUUUCCGUAUUGAAUUGUCUUGAUUUUAGGUCGAUGUUUCGAUUUCUUUCGGUCUUUAUUAAAACAUGACUUGUCGAAGUAAGUCGAAACGUCAGAUUUUUUCUUGUUUUAACUGUUUUUCUAUGAACAGACCUAAAAUUAAGAUAAAUAAUCGCGAAAAACAUAUAAAAAGGUUCAAGAAGUGAGAAGUUAAAGAAAAUAACAAAAUUUAGAUAAGGAAAACAUAAUCCUUUGUCUAAAGGCGCAUUCCCACUCGCAACAACAACUCUAACCGAACGAUGCUUUGGUUCAAACAGCGCCGUGAUUAAGAGGAGUUUUUUUUAGAAGAACACUUCAUGGAGAAAUAUACAGCGUCGUGAACAGUGUAGUGAACGUAAAUCCGAUUUUCUUACCAAUUAUUAUUAUUAUUAUGAAACGAGGUGGAAUAAAACAAUGCACGCAACAUUUACUUUCAAGUAACUGUACAAAACCGACCACCAAUGGAACGAUGUGGAACAAAACAAUGCACGCAACAUUUACUUUGAAGUAACUGUACAAAACCGACUACCAAUGAAACGAGGUAAUACAAAACCGUGCACGCAAGAUUUCCUUUCAAGCAGCUGUACAAAACCGACCACCAAUGGAACGAGGUGGAAUAAAACAAUGCACGUAACAUUUACUUUGAAGUAACUGUACAAAACCGACCACCAAUGGAACGAGGUGGAACAAAACAAUGCACGCAACAUUUACUUUGAAGUAACUGUACAAAACCGACUACCAAUGAAACGAGGUAAUACAAAACCGUGCACGCAAGAUUUCCUUUCAAGCGACUGUACAAAACCGACCACCAAUGGAACGAGGUGGAAUAAAACAGUGCACGUAACAUUUACUUUGAAGUAACUGUACAAAACCGACUACCAAUGAAACGAGGUGGAAUAAAACAGUGCACGCAACAUUUACUUUGAAGUAACUGUACAAAACCGACUACCAAUGAAACGAGGUGGAAUCAAACAGUGCAAGCAACAUUUACUUUGAAGUAACUGUACAAAACCGACCACCAAUGGAACGAGGUGGAAUAAAACAGUGCACGUAACAUUUACUUUGAAGUAACUGUACAAAACCAACUACCAAUGAAACGAGGUGGAAUAAAACAGUGCACGUAACAUUUCCUUUGAAAUAACUGUACAAAACCGACCAUCAAUGGAAUGAGGUGGAACAAAACAAUGCAUGCAACAUAUACUUUAAACUGACUGUACAAAGCCGACUACCAAUGGUACAGGUUAUGUAGCAAUGUUUGCGGUUUUCUUUCUUUUCUAGAAUUCAUUUUUUCACGGUCAUUAUGACGUUAGUUUUACGGCUUUGUGGCAAGUGGAGACGCGUCUUAAUAGAUAGCUUUCGUGCCUAAAAUUACAAGCAAUUUUUAAAUGUUCUUGGUAGAAACACUUGAAUUUGUUUUUAAAAUUUUAAAAUAAGCUGACCCGGCAAACUUCGUACUGUCUCAAUCGAUAAAUAAAAGACUUCUAUAUCAAAUACCUUUGAAACAAACAAAAGUAAUCCAAACAAAGAAAUGCUCGGUAUGAAUAAAGUUUUAUUAUUAUUUUUGAUUAAUUACACAUGCUGUUGCUUACUUACAAAACAGAGUUUUCCUGAAACUUUGUGAUUUAUAAGGUUUCAAUUUGAUACUGACAGAUACACACAGUUAUGAUACAGACUGUUAAAUUUAAAGCUUUCUGAUAAAAUAUAUUUUUUGUUUUGUUUUGUGUGAAUAAACAAAGACGCGCGAGUACCCGACUUAUAAUUGUCCAUGCGCAAAACUCCAAUUUUAUUCCGCAAACUUCUAAUGACAGGCCUUGCGAUUUAUUUAUGCUUAUCGCAAAAGCUAGACGUACUAGAAAUUGUAAACGUGUAAAAUCGAAUGGUAAUGGCAUCAUCGGUAUAUGCGGGAUCGAGACAUCCUUCCUUUGUAUUUUCCCUUUAUGAUUGUUCGCAAUUAUGGCAUAGCAAUACGACUAUUUUCUUGAUCUGUCCCUCUCUGGUCAUCAGUGCGGUUAGCACGUAAUGUAGCUCUUCGCACAUUUGAUUGACUGCGACGACCUAAGUCUUCUCCUCGACAUCGUGAAUUGUAAUUAAUCAAAGUUUUUGUGCAAUUAGUAGUAAAGAGUCACUAUCCUCAAAGAUUAACAAAAAAAAGCAAAAGGAAUCAGCGAAGUAAAGAAAGUUACUCACAAAGAUAGAAGGAUGCACUGACUGAGGUAUCGAUCUACAUAGAGGAUAGAUCGACAUAUUAGUUGGUUGUCAAAUAUUAUGGUUGAGCUCAGCAAUUUAAUUUGUGACAAAACUUAAGAUUUAUCAAUCUACAUUUAGUUGGUUGUCGAAUGUCAAAUAUUAUGGUUGCGUUCGGAAAUUUAAUUUGUGACAAAACUUUAUCAAUUUAUCAAUCUACAUUUAGUUGAUUAUCAAAUGUCAAAUAUAAUGGUUGCGUUCAGAAAUUUAAUUUGUGACAAAACUUUAUCAAUUUAUCAAUCUACAUUCAGUUGGUUCUCAAAUGUCAAAUAUUAUAGUUGCGUUCAGCAAUAUAAUUUGUGACAAAACUUAAGAUUUAUCAAUCUACAUUCAGUUGGUUGUCAAAUGUCAAAUAUAAUGGUUGCGUUCAGAAAUUUAAUUUGUGACAAAACUUUAUCAAUUUAUCAAUCUACAUUCAGUUGGUUCUCAAAUGUCAAAUAUUAUAGUUGCGUUCAGAAAUUUAAUUUGUGACAAAACUUUAUCAAUUUAUCAAUCUACAUUUAGUUGAUUAUCAAAUGUCAAAUAUAAUGGUUGCGUUCAGAAAUUUAAUUUGUGACAAAACUUUAUCAAUUUAUCAAUCUACAUUCAGUUGGUUGUCAAAUGUCAAAUAUUAUAGUUGCGUUCAGCAAUUUAAUUUGUGACAAAACUUAAGAUUUAUCAAUCUACAUUUAGUUGGUUGUCGAAUGUCAAAUAUUAUGGUUGCGUUCGGAAAUUUAAUUUGUGACAAAACUUUAUCAAUUUAUCAAUCUACAUUCAGUUGGUUGUCAAAUGUCAAAUAUUAUAGUUGCGUUCAGCAAUUUAAUUUGUGACAAAACUUAAGAUUUAUCAAUCUACAUUUAGUUGGUUGUCGAAUGUCAAAUAUUAUGGAAUAUUAUGGUUGCGUUCGGAAAUUUAAUUUGUGACAAAACUUUAUCAAUUUAUCAAUCUACAUUUAGUUGAUUAUCAAAUGUCAAAUAUAAUGGUUGCGUUCAGAAAUUUAAUUUGUGACAAAACUUUAUCAAUUUAUCAAUCUACAUUUAGUUGGUUGUCAAAUGUCAAAUAUUAAGGUUGCGUUCAGAAAUUUGAUUUGUGACAAAACAUUAGGGAAAAACAAAAUUUUUCAUUUAAUUUCGAGCAUUUCCAUAUUUAUUAACAGCAAUUCAUUUAUAUAUAUAUAUAUAUAUAUAUAUAUAUAUAUAUAUAUAUAUAUAUAUAUAGAUUAUUUCAUUAUGAAAAAAUUACGUGCCAUAUUCAUCACAGUGAUGCAAUUCAUGAGCAGCAAGAGGAGAUUUCCUUCGAAAACAAUACAAUAUUAGAUAAAAUAGUGAAUUCAUCUGAAAAAUCAACAAGUUAUUUGAAAAUUAUUUGAUGAAUAUUAAUUUGUAUCAUAUAAGGAUAUUAAGUUGGUUAAAGAAAUAUUUUUGAAUAAUAAAUAAUGAUUAUCAAUAAAAUUACUUUGUAAUUCGCAAAAUAAAACUUCAAAUCACCCAGUAUAGUGCAGUGUUACAAUAAUUAGUGAAAUUAUUUAGCAUAAUAAAAAAAAUUUAAUUAAAUGUCCCAAGAUGUCACUAUAAAGUUUUCUCUUUGCGGUUAUAAAUGAACCAUAGGAAUUGUGAUCUUGAUUUUUUGUAGAUAUUAUCAAUAAUUUUAUCCAUUCUGAUCAGUGGACUUAGCGAAUAGUUGUAUGAUGUUUUGAUUAACCAUUUCAAAAUUUUACCAUAUUCAUUUCACAAAUAUAAU